CAAAAAGCUAUAAUUGUGCUUUUGUCAGAAAUGAACUUCAAAAUCUGACCACCACUUGCCACUUAACUUAUCCUGCCUUGCCGUGAUGAUGUCCUUAUGCAUGGUCACGGGUGGUCUCCAUUAAAACCUCACUGCUCAUUACUUGACUUCCUACAGCCCAUGACACUGACCCCACCAGGUCACACAAUUAAUCUGAUGGUGAUCACUGUUAAUCAGGAGAUACAGACCCACAGCAUGUCCUCAGGGGUCUUAAGAGUAUAUAAGGGCCGCUUUUCAUAUCCAAGACCAAACACGCAUCUUCCCUCCUGAUACUACGUAAACCAGCACCUCAGAGCAACUCAACUCUCAACCUCACAAAUGAUGUCUGGAGCUCCGGGACUGGUCUUCUGCCUGCUGUGCCUCCUGUCCGUCUGCACGGCCUGCUACAUCUCCAACUGCCCCAUCGGGGGCAAGAGAGCCCUGCAGGACCUGCCCAGGAAGUGCUUGUCCUGUGGGCCCGGGGACAGAGGUCGCUGCUUCGGCCCCAGCAUCUGCUGCGGGGAGGGGAUGGGCUGCUACCUGGGCUCCCCCGAGACCACGCGCUGCCUGGAGGAGAACUUCCUGCCCUCCCCCUGCGAGGCCGGCGGCCGAGCCUGCGGCUCAGAGGAGGGACGGUGCGCCGCCCCAGGCAUCUGCUGCGACUCAGAGGGCUGUGCCGUCGACCAAUCCUGUCUGGAUGCCGAUGAUGAGGACACUCCUCUUAACCAAUCGGAAAGCAGCAAGGACCUCCUGAUGAAGCUCCUUCAUAUCAGCGGGCAGACCCACCCAUUUAGACUCCACCAAUGAGCAUCGUCCGAGCUCACCAGGAAAUGUCUUAAGCAAUGAAGAUGUGUCGAGAAAACAAUGACCACAUCAGUCAAAGACUAAUCAUUCACAUGUACAUACAGACAUUUUGUACAGCAAAUAGAUAUCAAUAGAUGUAUGACAAGACAGAGAUACUGUAUUGUACUGUAAUAGUGCUUU
This is a messenger RNA of Alosa sapidissima (American shad), 1002 nucleotides long. RefSeq names its product oxytocin (gene oxt). Gene Ontology annotation, cellular component: secretory granule; extracellular region. Gene Ontology annotation, molecular function: neurohypophyseal hormone activity. The record is from RefSeq and is a predicted model, not a curated record. Bases 358 to 825 code for a protein of 155 amino acids. NCBI's taxonomy places the organism in Eukaryota, Metazoa, Chordata, Actinopteri, Clupeiformes, Clupeidae. The transcript has 4 exons.